GUGUAAAGACAUGGAGAAAUUGGAAAGCCCAGACAAAGAAAUUGAGUCAGUUAAGGCUAAAAUUGAAGAGAAUCAGAAGAAGGUUUCAAAGUAUGCUUUUAAAUGUCAAAGUACUGUUGCUUCUUUCUUGUGGAAUGACUCUCACUAUGGAAAAAAUAGUCCUGAAAAUGAUGGACUCCCAAAAGAGUAUGAUAAAGAAGAAGUAAGAAGCAACAACUAUCAAUCAGAGUCCAGAAAAUAUGUCAAAGACCACAGAAGUCCAGCAGCUGAUCUUGAAAAUGAUCCUUUCCUCGAUUAUUCUGCAGGUUUGGUUAAUACAGCUAAAGGAAAGCAGGAUAAAAUAGAGAAAAAGCUAUUUUUGAAUUCUACAAAGCCUGGACUUGAAAAUUGGAAGGAGUACCCCAAGAAACAAAGAAGCUUUCUUGCUCCUAUAAAACUUGAAAUAAAUCUAGAGUCUGAUGAUGAUGAUCUUAUAAUUGAUGAAGCACCACUUGUUCCUGUUUCCAGGAAAUCUAGAAUAAUUAAAAGGUACAAAAUUUGCAAUAUGGAUGAUAACAUUCAUAUUCCUCCACCAGAGGAGGGAAAUCUUAUAAAUAGUGAUACAGGCUUAACUUCUUUGAUCAGAGAGGAAAGAGAAUUACAGGAAGAAACAAACAACAAGAACCCAGAACAAUUUGAAAAGCCCCAUAAAACUGCAACAGUAAUUCAAAAUGCAGGUUUACAAUGUAUUAACCAAGGUUCCAAAAUUGAAAAUCUUAUCAAUCAAGACAAAAUAAAUGCAUUUAUUUCAAAAGAAAAUACAGAGAAACAAGUCCCGUUUGAAAUGUACAAAGCUGACUACCCAAAGGAUGAAAAUGUUUUGAAAAGAACCUAUAAUGGUCAUAAGAAACCAGUGGAGUGCCACCAUUCACUAAAGGUACCCCAAAUAUCUUACUCAGAAAGUUUUUCAAAGGGCAAAAUUAUGUCUAUGAAAGACACACACAAGAAACCAGAUGAAGAUAAAGUUGAAUAUAUACAAAGAAAAGUAAGCUAUAAAAAAAUGGAAAAUGCAUCUUUUGCCAUAUCUUAUAUUUCCAAACCAUCAUAUUUAGUUGAUUUGGUUUCUGGAAAGACAGAUACCCUGAAUUCUUAUGACCAUCUAAGUAAUUAUGAUAAAAAUGGAAAAAUCAACUGUAACCUUGAAGAGAGCGAAGUAAUUGUGAUAACUUCUUCAGAAUCUUCUGAUUCAGAUGACCCAGUGGAGGAAUGUCUUCAAGUUUUCAAUGAAUUUACUGAAAGCACAACACAGAAGGAAGAGAAUAAUAAACAGUUUUUAGGAAAACACAUGGAAUCAAGUACAAUGGAUUUGAAAACUGUUUUAACUCCUGGGCCAAAGAAGAGAAUUGCACAUACUGCAAAACUCAAUGUACCGGCCACCAAAAGAAUCAUCAAUCCAUUCCAAGGAAGAAAUCUUCAUGUACAGCAACAAGCAAUGCAGAUAACAACCACUACCAAAAGAGGGAAAGCAUUUGUUGCUGCUACAUCUAAACAGAAGAAACAUCCUGUUGCAUAUGGAUCUUCUCAGCACCCAAGUACAGGUUCUCAUAACUGGUCAGAACCUUCACCAGCUGUGGCAGAUAGUACUCAUUUUAAUGAGUUCCUUUCAGAAGAAACCUUUUUAACAAUACCAUCUAGACCAACUCUUCCUGCAAAAAAUAUUAUUCCUUUGUCUGCUAAGCCAACAAAAAAUAAGGCAUUUAAGCGCAAAAGGAAACCAAUGACAUGGGAAUAUACAGCCAAAGUGCCUAAUGAAAUGAGAGAACGCUAUGUGAGCUUCUUUAUUGAAGAGUAUUUGAAAAUUUGUAAAACUACAGAUGAGGCUUUUCAUAAGGCCCUGAUAGAAGAAAAGGCCAUUUAUAAACGCUCUAGCAUCAAAAACAUAUAUUUGAACAUAGCAGUAAAUGCUUUAAAGAAACUAAGAGAUCAAGUUGAUAAAAUGGCGUCUAAUAAAAUUCCUUCAGAUUUGUCUUGUCCUGAAAGUCUGACAGAAUAUAGAAAACAAGAAGAAAAAAAAGCUCUUACAGGGGUGAUUCUCUACAGACAUCUUAAAAAGUAUCUUCUGACUGAGGAUCAAUUAAAUGAAAACAACUAUCCCCAACCAAAUCCUGAGAAGCCUGGCUGUGCUGUAUUAAAGAAUGGAAUAACAAAAAGUGUUAUGAUGGAUGGUUUGAGGAAGAUUUGUUGUCGAUGUGGGAAAAUAUACCAUGUAACUCCUGAAGGCAAAUACACAAGUUUAGAAGAAUGCAACUACCAUUUUGGCACAGUGGUAAGACACAAAGUGCCUGGUGGGUCGGAAACACAAUACAGCUGUUGUGAAGGAAUAAUUGGAUCACCUGGAUGUCAGACUGCUAAGCUCCAUGUUCACAAUGACCAUAAAGAAAACCUAGAGGGUUUUGUGAAAACUUCUGUCAAACUACCACCUCCUGAUGGUAAUCCUGGGGUGUUUGCAGUGGAUUGUGAGGUGUGCUAUACCAGCAAAGGGUUGGAACUUGUUCGAGUGACAGUGGUUGACCCCAGUCUUCAGGUUGUCUAUGAUACUUUGGUCAAACCAGAAAAUGAAAUAAUUGACUAUAACAUUAGGUUUUCUGGAGUAGCAGAAGACGACUUAAAGAACACUAAUGUAUCACUUCAGGAUGUACAAGCAAUAUUGUUAAACCUGUUUAGUGCUGAUACCAUUUUAAUUGGACAUAGUUUUGAGAAGGACUUGCUUGCUCUCAAGCUAAUUCAUAACACUGUCAUAGACACAUCAAUCCUGUUUCCUCAUCGACUAGGAUUACCUCACAGGAGAGCCCUUAAGAACCUAAUAGCUGAUUACCUCAGACGAAUCAUUCAAAAUAAUGUUGGAGGCCACAGCCCUAGUGAAGAUGCAAUUGCUUGCAUGGAGUUGAUCCUCUGGAAAGUUAAAGAUGAUGUAAAAGGAAAGAAAUGAUCACUAUCUAUAAAAAUCACUUUCCCAGCAAUUUGAUGAGUCUCCUGAAUCUCCAUUGCUGGCAAUGGAGUUUAGCAAGAAAAUCUUCCUUCUUUUUUUAAAGAGCAAAAGUAAACAAACAAGUAAUUGUUUUUUUCUAUAUUUUUAUGAUGAUGGCUUUGAUAUGCUCAGGUUGGGGGUAAUGUUCCCUUGAAAUUGUAUGUCUUCACAUUUAUGUUUUACAAUAGUGUGUUACAAGCUGGGUAACCAAAUAACAGUGAAAACAAAGUUAAGCUCCUUUUAUGUGCCCUUAGAGUUGGAAUGAAGAGCACUUAUGUCCUUUAUUAAAGCUAAAUUUUUAAAAAGGUGAUUCCCUAAAAAAAAAGUCAUUCCAUUUAGACAGCUAAAUUAUACCUUUAUUACAAACUCAUAAUAACCAUUUAAUGUAAAUUUAUAUAUCUAUUGAGAUUGGACAUGGGCGUGAAGGAAAAUUAUCCACAAACUAAAAUAAAAAUUUCCGGUGCUAAUUCCUUUAGCCUUUUCCAACAUAUUUUAAAAUUAAAAUAUAGAGUUGCAAGUGAAAAUUCAUGCAAGUACCCAGCAAACUUGCCAAUAUUAAGAAUUUGUUAGGGGAGGGACAGAAAACAGUUACUUAUUUUGAUUUAUAUUCUAAGCUGAGCAUAACUUAAAAGUAUAUUAAAGAUGUGUACUAAAUUAAAACUCAUAUUUCCAAUAUCUAGUUUCUUUUUGUAGUUACUUUUCUAUACCUGCCUGCUUUUCUAAUUACAUUGAAGCUCACUGGAGUAUAGAUUAUAUAGAAUGAUUUUAAUAUUGAAAGGAUGUUUUAAGAUAUGCUUGAAUUCUGUUUUCCCACCACCCAUUCUCAUUGAUAUUUACUCCCUGACAAGUCAUUUAAUACUUCUACACUUCAGAGAAUUCUCUGGGACUAAUUCUACCUUCAAUCAAAUAAGCAUUGAGUAAGUCAAUAAUUUAUAUUCAUAAUAGUCAGAUAAAGAGUAGAAGUGACCAUGUGUUCAGUCUGGAUCAGUUAUUGAGGGCCUUCUAUAAGAUAGGUCAGUUGCCAUCUGGAUCUGUGUUUGGAGGAGAAAGUCACCACACCUAGAAUUCCUGUACUAAUGAAAUUAUGCAUUUUUCAUGUAUUUGCUCUUUUGAGACAAAAAAUCAGGAUCAGAUAUUAUAACUGCUAUCCAUUAACAUGCUACAACUUUUCUUGAUCCCAAUACCAUUUAAAUGAUUAUCAAUCUUCCAUGAUAGAAUCAAAUCACUAAUCUAUCUGUGCCAAUUAAUGAUGAUUGCCAUUGCUCCUCCAAUCAAAAAACAUGAAAAAUUCACCGCCACAUUUUAAGUUUUUGCAACUCACCACCUGAAAUACUUCCAAGCA
Molecule: messenger RNA, 4349 nt
Organism: Monodelphis domestica (gray short-tailed opossum)
Lineage: Eukaryota; Metazoa; Chordata; Mammalia; Didelphimorphia; Didelphidae
Source: RefSeq, a predicted model, not a curated record